This is a messenger RNA of Penicillium nucicola, 2508 nucleotides long. RefSeq lists its product as uncharacterized. Bases 1 to 2508 code for a protein of 835 amino acids. The transcript is spliced from 4 exons. NCBI's taxonomy places the organism in Eukaryota, Fungi, Ascomycota, Eurotiomycetes, Eurotiales, Aspergillaceae. Gene Ontology annotation, molecular function: GTPase binding. The record is from RefSeq and is a predicted model, not a curated record.
AUGGACACGACCGAGCCGCGGCGCGGGGGAUCAGAGGACUCCGUCCGCUCCGAUCAUGAUAUCGCCUUCCAUGAACCAAAGCAGGAACUUCCUGAUGAUUUACCAAAGUCUCUGGACGACCGUCGCUCUGUUCCUAUAUUUCAGGCCGAGACUGAAAUGUACGAUGCCUGGCAAGGCCAAUCCCAAUACCUAACAACACCAGUCGCAGCCAAGCCCCUACCCUUCAGCCUGACACUCGACGACCACACCCACGACACAGAGCACGAACUCCGCGCCGCCUACGGCCACCGCGACCGCGAUCCAGAAGACAGCGACGCCCGCCUGAUGGAAAUGCUAGCUGCCCAGGCCGCGCAUCGCGAGGUGGACUCGCUCAGCGCGGACGAGGAGACCAUUGCCGUUGAUGAGAAGCUUACGGAUGACGAGAAGCGCGAUAUACUCCAGAAGAGCUUGAAUAUGGCGGCUAGUAAUGGCGAUGUGGAGCGCGUAAGGAAACUUGUUCGUGGGGCUGCGAGGCCGUUCGUUGAUGUGAAUAUGCCUGAUGAGGAGGGGACUGUGCCGUUGAUUUAUGCUAGCUGUUUUGGUCAUCAAGAGGUCGUGGCUGCGCUUAUUGAAGCUGGGGCUUGGGUUGACAAGCAGGAUCGCAAUCAGUGGAGUGCGCUGAUGUGGGCUAUGACGAACCGACAUAAGAGUAUUGCGAAGAUUCUUCUUGACAAUGGGGCUUCGCCGGACAUUAAGUCUUCUUCUGGGGGUACUGCACUUGACUUUGCCCAGCCUGGGAGUGAGAUAUCCGAAUAUCUGCAUGAGAAUGGAUAUAAUUUUGGUUCCGCGGGUAUUGAGGAUGAUUUCUAUGAUGCUGGGCUGGCGCAUGGCCGUUUUGAAGAAGAAUUGGCUGAAAGCGAGAUGAAGCGCAGAAUGAUGAUGGAAGAGAGCGCUAUCAAUUUAGAAGUUGAUCUAUCCAGUCUAGGGCUUGACGAGAAAUUCGAGCCAUCUGAUGAGGAUGAGUUAGAAGAAGAACAACAGGAGUUCGUCUGGGAUCGGUGUCUGAACGACCAGAUGUUCGUCUUCCAGGAUCACGAACUGGAGCGCAUUUUGGAUAUCAUCAUUACCAACAUGACCCCCCAGCGGUCUCCGUCUCAAAAGCCCGUGCCUGCAAAUCUUCUCUUCCUCAGUGCACGUUAUGCGCAUUAUCAUGCCAGUCCUGAGCUGCUCGCAACGUUGUUGACCUCUGCCAUGGACAAGAUCAAUGAUGUUGUCGAACGCUACCAGUGGGACAUGACAAUGCAAGCAUUUUGGUUGUCCAAUGCCACGCUACUUCUCCACUAUCUUAAGAAAGAUGGCGGCCUGGUAGAAUCUACAGUCGAUUUCCAGCUGCAUCUGGCAGAGUUGAUCAACGAAAUCUUCAUUCUCAUCAUUCGUGACGCCGAGCGUCGAAUGAACAAAGUCCUGGAUGCGGCUAUGCUGGAUCAUGAGACCAUCCCUGGACUGGAGGACGUUACCUUCCAAAACGAGUGGAAUAUCUUCCGCAAAAACAAAAAUAAGACCCCUGAACCUGCCGAGAAGCGAUUCCGGCCUCCAUCUCCGCGCCGACGAGCGCAAGUAUCGCCCCGAAACAUCACCUCUUUACUUUCAUCCACUCUUUUUGUACUUGAUCUAUAUGACGUUCACUCGGUGAUCGCAACCCAGAUCCUCUCUCAGCUGCUUUACUGGCUCAGUGCUGAGAUCUUUAACCGAAUCAUGAGCACGAAACGGUACCUGGCGCGCACCAAGGCGAUGCAGAUCCGCAUGAACGUGUCAACACUCGAAGACUGGGCGCGCUCCAAUAAUCGACAACCAGAGCACUAUGAAAAUGGUUCUACAUCUUGCACCGGCGAGACCACGAUAGAAGCCGCCCGACGACAUCUGGCCCCAGUCAUUCAACUCCUCCAGUGGUUGCAAUGCUUCUCGUCACUCGGCGACGACCACGAGUCCCUUGUGACAACCCUUCUUCAGCUCCAACAACUCACCCCCGCCCAGCUCCUUCACGCCGUCAAGUCUUACCGUCCAGAAGUCGGCGAAAAGGGUCUCACCAAGCAAGCCAUGAAGUUCCUCCUCGAGAUGCAGCGCGACCCGGAGAUCCUUUACCGCGAGCAACAAAAACUCCACGAUGAGAAGAAGAAAGCCGCCGCUGGACCAGCAUCCGACGCGGCAGACGGUUGUCCCAAAACACCAUCCAAGGACCACCCCUCCGACGCACCCACAUCCCCCGACCCAGGUCUCUCCCCUGGCUCCGCCGGUGCCUCCUCCAGACCAACCAGCAUGGUCGCCAUCAGGAACGACGAACGCCCGGGCGGCGGCAACUCCGUCAUCCUCGACCCAACCCUCUUCCUCCCCUUCUCCCUCCCCACCAGCACCGACAUGCUCAUCAGCUACGGCGCCGGCUUCGGCGGCACGAAUCGCGAACGAGCCCGCAAGUACAUCCCCACCGUUCCACCAGAAGUUCUUAGCCGAUUCGAUCGCGGCGAUGCAUGA